GCGGCCCCGGCCGUGUAACAUGACCCGAGCGGCUGGCCGGCCAGCGCGGCGCGGCCAUUGAGCCCUCCCUGCCCAUGAAUCUCUGGCGCGUCUCUCGCUCGCUCGCCCGCUCGCCUCCCGCCUCCCUUUCUCCCCCUCCAGCUCCGCGGGCUCGGUGCGCCUCUCCCUCUCCCUCCCGGUCCUCCCGCUGCCCGUCUCUCUCCACUGCCCGCCUCUCGCCACUGCCUCCCGUCUUCUCUCCCUCUCGGCAGCCUCGGUCUCUUUCUCCCUCUCUCCUUUGAAAACUGAUCUUUGGCUCUUAGUGUGAAAGUGAUUUGAAUUUGGCUCGGCGGCUCUCUGCGCCUGCGCCCAGCCUCUGGCAUGCUGGCUCCUUCCAAGCAGCUGUUUUGGGUUUGAAAUUCCAACAUGGCAGAGGCUGCAGUCCGUCUUCCCUUCAAAAACUUGGAAUGAUUUCAAAUCAUAGGCACCUUCACUUAACCCUAGCUUCCAUUCAUCAGCAAACACAUCGGAUCGAUGCUACGCUAACCUAUCGGGUUUUCGCUCCGCGCGUUCAGGUUAAAUGAAUACCUGACGAAAGGGCCCACGUUUCAAGGCAGUGACAUUUGAUAGCUGAGAGGAAAAGUGGCUUUAAUGAAAAGCAACCUUUGGAAUUCCUGCUUGUGAGAAAUCCAAUUCAGCUUUUUGUGCUGCCAGCAAGAAAUGAUCAGUAGCACCAGUGUUUAUGAUACAAGUUUUACAUAUAUCCCUAGGAUUGCAUUUGGAAAAACGUGGGAAAUACAUGUGCCCUAAGCAUCUAUACCUAUUCAGAUGUCUCCUGACUACAGUUCGUUGUGCAGCGGCUUGUUCCUACCACCUUCAUUAUAAUAUCACCCUUGGAAAGCAGUUCACUAAUGAAGAGAGAAUUGUCCAAGUCAUCAUCCAAUUUACACACUGGAAAACUGGAUGGACAGAGCGGAGUCACAAUCAUGUUUGGUUAAAAUCAGCAAAGGCUGUCUUGACUAAUAUGUCUAAAUAAGAUAUGGCCUCACAUUUUCGGGCUGGGAAUUAUCAGGAAAUGGACUGAGGAAGAUUUCAGAUCAAGUGGGUUAGUCCGGGGAAUACUAGACACUGCUGUGUUGGCCUCUUGGCUUCUGAGGGUGAGGCUCCAGAAGGGGAAUACUACUGGGUCUGCUCAAACAUUUCAUUUGCUCAUCGCUCCCCUGGAAGGAUCAUGAUAAGGAGAUACUACAUCGGGCCAGUUUUCACUACCAGGAGGCUUGAAGAUGCAGUGGACGCCGGAGCAUGCCCAGUGGCCAGAACAGCACUUUGACAUCACCUCAACCACUCGGUCUCCUGCCCACAAAGUGGAAGCCUACAGAGGUCAUUUGCAGCGCACCUAUCAGUACGCCUGGGCAAAUGAUGACAUUUCUGCUCUGACUGCAUCCAACCUACUCAAAAAAUAUGCAGAGAAGUAUUCUGGCAUUUUAGAAGGCCCCGUGGACCGACCUGUACUCAGCAACUACUCCGAUGCCCCAUCGGGCCUCGUGAACGGUCGGAAAAAUGAAAGCGAACCCUGGCAGCCUUCCUUGAAUUCCGAAGCUGUUUAUCCCAUGAACUGUGUUCCGGAUGUUAUCGCUGCCAGCAAAGCUGGAGUCAGUUCAGCCCUCCCUCCAGCAGAUGUCUCUGCGAGUAUCGGGAGCUCUCCUGGGGUGGCCAGCAACCUGACAGAACCGAGUUAUUCAAGUAGUACCUGCGGGAGCCACACUGUACCUAGUCUCCACGCAGGGCUCCCGUCUCAGGAAUAUGCCCCGGGAUACAACGGAUCGUAUUUGCAUUCUACUUACAGUAGCCAGCCCGCACCUGCACUUCCCUCACCUCAUCCUUCUCCUCUGCAUAGCUCCGGGCUCCUCCAGCCGCCGCCGCCGCCACCUCCACCACCAGCCCUGGUCCCAGGCUACAAUGGGACUUCUAACCUCUCCAGUUACAGCUAUCCCUCCGCUAGCUAUCCUCCUCAGACUGCUGUGGGAUCCGGGUACAGCCCUGGCGGUGCACCUCCUCCUCCUUCAGCGUACCUGCCUUCAGGAAUCCCUGCUCCUACCCCUCUGCCCCCCACCACUGUUCCUGGCUACACCUACCAGGGUCAUGGUUUGACACCCAUUGCACCCUCGGCUCUGACAAACAGUUCGGCAAGUUCCCUUAAAAGGAAAGCUUUCUAUAUGGCAGGGCAGGGAGAUAUGGACUCCAGUUAUGGAAAUUACAGCUAUGGCCAACAGAGAUCUACACAGAGUCCCAUGUACAGAAUGCCCGACAACAGCAUUUCAAACUCAAAUCGAGGGAAUGGCUUUGACAGAAAUGCUGAAACAUCAUCCUUAGCAUUUAAGCCAACGAAGCAGCUAAUGUCCUCUGAACAGCAAAGGAAAUUCAGCAGCCAGUCCAGUAGGGCUCUGACCCCUCCUUCCUAUAGUACUGCUAAAAAUUCAUUGGGAUCAAGAUCCAGUGAAUCCUUUGGGAAGUACACGUCGCCAGUAAUGAGUGAGCAUGGGGACGAGCACAGGCAGCUCCUCUCUCACCCAAUGCAAGGCCCUGGACUCCGUGCAGCUACCUCAUCCAACCACUCUGUGGACGAGCAACUGAAGAACACUGACACGCACCUCAUUGACCUGGUAACCAAUGAGAUUAUCACCCAAGGACCACCGGUGGACUGGAGUGACAUUGCUGGUCUCGACCUGGUAAAGGCUGUCAUUAAAGAGGAGGUUUUAUGGCCAGUGUUGAGGUCAGAUGCAUUCAGUGGACUGACGGCCUCCCCUCGGAGCAUCCUUUUAUUUGGACCUCGGGGAACAGGCAAAACAUUAUUGGGCCGAUGCAUAGCUAGUCAGCUGGGGGCCACGUUUUUCAAAAUCGCCGGUUCUGGACUCGUUGCCAAGUGGUUAGGAGAAGCAGAAAAAAUUAUCCACGCCUCUUUUCUCGUGGCCAGGUGUCGCCAACCCUCGGUGAUUUUUGUCAGUGACAUUGACAUGCUUCUCUCCUCUCAAGUGAGCGAGGAACACAGUCCAGUCAAUCGGAUGAGAACGGAAUUUCUGAUGCAGCUGGACACUGUCCUGACUUCAGCUGAGGACCAAAUCGUAGUAAUUUGUGCCACCAGUAAACCAGAAGAAAUAGAUGAAUCUCUUCGGAGAUACUUCAUGAAACGACUUUUAAUCCCACUUCCUGACAGCACAGCGAGGCACCAGAUAAUAGUACAACUGCUCUCACAGCACAAUUACUGUCUCAAUGACAAGGAGUUUGCACUGCUCGUCCAGCGCACAGAAGGCUUUUCUGGACUAGACGUGGCUCAUUUGUGUCAGGAAGCAGUGGUGGGCCCCCUCCAUGCCAUACCAGCCACAGACCUUUCAGCCAUCAUGCCCAGCCAGUUGAGGCCCGUUACAUAUCAAGACUUUGAAAAUGCUUUCUGCAAGAUUCAGCCUAGCAUAUCUCAAAAAGAGCUUGAUAUCAACAUGGAGACAAUGUUGUCCUGCAUUCUUCAGUUCCAGAAGCUGGCAGAAGAAAGACCUUACGAGCUGUGAGCCCACUUUUUAGGGCUCACCGUGAUUAGGGAAUCCCAGUAGCAAGGGAAUAAAAUAAUUCUAGUCGCUAUGUACUAACAUUUGAGUUGAUAAAAACUCCAGCCUUCAAUUCUAAUUGUACAAUCCUUAAUACUCAAUCUUA
Molecule: messenger RNA, 3684 nt
Organism: Zalophus californianus (California sea lion)
Lineage: Eukaryota; Metazoa; Chordata; Mammalia; Carnivora; Otariidae
Gene: FIGN
Product: fidgetin, microtubule severing factor
Exons: 7
Coding region: 1263-3542 (759 amino acids)
Molecular function (GO): microtubule severing ATPase activity; ATP hydrolysis activity; ATP binding
Source: RefSeq, a predicted model, not a curated record